Molecule: messenger RNA, 756 nt
Organism: Aspergillus candidus
Lineage: Eukaryota; Fungi; Ascomycota; Eurotiomycetes; Eurotiales; Aspergillaceae
Exons: 1
Coding region: 192-632 (146 amino acids)
Source: RefSeq, a predicted model, not a curated record
UCCACCGGGUUCGGUGAUAUUCACCCAGGUUACCCCAAAUGUUCGUGAGAUGUGCCUUCAUUGGCUCAGGACCCAACGACAUGGCGACAAUCAGUACUGUGGGAUUACACUUGGCCCACGUAUCCCCUGAGAGUAGUUGGCCGGCGUCUUGACUAUCGCUGGAUGUUUCCCACAAGUGGACCGCGGCUUGAAUGGAAUCCUCAUGUCCACUUUGUCCCCUCUCACUCUUCCGUGAUUAUCCCUCUCCUCCUAGGUUCCUACAAUGCCUCUCUCUAUUGCCCAUAGCAGGAGUGGUGACAUUUGGAAUCGUAUACGCUGGACAGGCGAACCCGUGGCAUGGGGGUCUGCUCCUGAUCCGCAACCGUUCGGCUCGCAUAACCUUUGAACUAGCACAGCCCAUUGCCAGAAAUAGUUAUUCUCAUUCCAUCUCCUUUGGUUUGUUUCGAAGGUGUCCACCCAGUGGUUCAUGUGCGCUCUUAUUUGCCUUCGUGCACACCGUCCGGACCCACUUGGUCAAUUUGGCCUCGAAGAUCCGGGACCGCGAUCACAGAUGGUCGACCUCCUUGGACGAGGGGCGCGCUGAUCCAAUCGUGGAAUCCAGAAUGGGGGGCAAGUCUCUAUCGAGCCUUUAGGGAUGUUAGUACCACGGGUGAUGAAAAAGUGCUCAGGGGUAUAUAAAGCAAAGCGAUGAUCACCCCCGUGGGCGCACCUUUCAAGCAUCCGUCAGUCGCUUGAACCUGGUCUUGUUCUUCUGUU